AUGACCGCUUUGACCAAUCAACCCGUCAACCGGCCUGAAACAUGGCAGUGUACCGAACCAAGUCAUGAAAGCCUUGCCAGCUUCUCCGAGCAUCAGUGGUAUCGUACGGCAGGCUACUUGCUAGCAAGCUUGCUGCAAAACGCCGGAUAUAGCCAACAGGCUCAGCUCAAGAUACUGGGCGAGUUUGCGGAGAUAAUCGCUCCUUAUCUAGGUUUACCUCCUGGACUGAGUACACAUCGCUGGCAGAGCUUCAUGACUGACGACCACAACCCAAUCGAACUCAGCUGGGACUUCCACACGGGCACUCAACAACCGACGAUACGAUACUCAAUUGAACCCAUUGGCCUCGAUGCGGGAAGCGCUACCGAUCCCAACAACGCGAAAGCCCCGUUGCUAUUUAGACGAUCGAUACUGAAAGCAUUCCCCCAUGUCGAAACGGAGCUUUUUGAACAUUUUGAAAAGACUUUUGGCAACCAUUGGGAAGAUGGUCUUCCCGAAGGCCAUCGGUCAACGAUAUUUUGGGCUUUCGAUCUCAAGGAGGGCCAAAAUACUGCCAAAGCCUAUUUCUUCCCGGGGACCGUAGCCCAAGCGACCAACAAGUCCAACUUGGAGGUCAUACACGAUGCCAUAUCGUCCGCGCCAACGUGGAAGUUCUCUGAUCUGAAACCCUUACACACUUUCAUCAGCUUUGUAGAACAGCAUAAUGAACUGGCACUCGAAGUCGACAUGCUGGCUCUAGACCUCGUCGACUCGGUACAAUCCCGACUGAAGAUCUACUUUCGUUGUCGUCGAACAGAUUUUUCCACCGUCCGCAAGAUCAUGUCCCUGGGGGGCGCGAUUGAAAGCCUAGACGACGGCUUGGAGAAACUGAGGGCUCUGUGGGACUCAUUACUGGGCACGCAAGGCCAGCCGGAUGACAUGCCACUCCCACAUAACAACCACCGGACUGCCGGCAUUCUGUUCAACGUGGAGUUCAAAGUGCAAAGCACGACCCCCAAAGUGAAGCUAUACAUUCCUGCUCGCCACUACGCAAAGAGCGAUCAGCAAGUCAUCAAUGCCGUGACAGGUUACCUCAAUGGCGAGGCGAAAAAGCUUGGGCAAUCUGAUUUGACUAGGAAGUACGCAGCUUCUUAUGCAUCGUGCCUGUACAAGGUUUUCAACACAUACAGUCUAUCUUCCUCACUUGGAGUUCACACAUACAUCGGAUGCUCCGUGCAAAACGAUGGGAACUUGCGUGUGGUCACUUACUUCAACCCUCAGCAACACAAGUUCCACAACGAUGGUUAUGCUUAG
Molecule: messenger RNA, 1293 nt
Organism: Clonostachys byssicola
Lineage: Eukaryota; Fungi; Ascomycota; Sordariomycetes; Hypocreales; Bionectriaceae
Source: the annotation of a GenBank genome assembly